CUUCAUGUCUCCUUUCUCAGACCGCCCUCCCCACCUCUGAACAAAUAAAUCUCGAGGGCGGUCAAAGAGAAACGAGCACGACACAUGCCAUGGAACGGUUCAUCGUCGCCUCCCUCCUCCUCCUCCUCGCCUCCGCGGCCGCCGUCGAGGGCCGCGCCGUCUUCGACGACGACACGCCCAGGGACCGCGUGUUGAUCGGCGGGGACGAGGUCGCGACGGCAUGCAACCAGGUGCACUUCAGGACGAUGUGCCGGAGACUGACGAAGCUCCCCGGCGUGGCGACGCCCCGGCAGCUGCUGCUGGCGUCGAUUCGCGUGGCGUCGGACAGGGCGAAGGAUGCCAAGAUCCGGGUGGCGGAGUACGCGGCGAGGACGCACGCGAGCGGGCCGAUGAAGUCCAUCACCGACACGUGCCGCGAGGGGUACGACAACGUGUUGCAGUCGCUGGAGGAGACGCGGCAGCUGAUCGAGGCGAAGGGCACAAGAUUCGACCUCAACAGCAAGGUGUCGGACGCCGCCACGCAUGCCGACGAGUGCAACGACGCCUUCGCGGACUUCCCGGACAUCAAGUCGCCCUUCGCCGCCAUGCAGCAGAACGUCUACCGUCUCGUCAACAACGUCCUCAACCUCGCCGUCGUCGUGCAGCAUGCUGAGGCACACCAGGCGAAACUGCCCGACGGGCCGCACGUGCACUAGACGGGGCUGUAAACAAAAGGGCAGGGGAGGUGGUGAUGAUGUACCGAUCUCCCGCACCUGAAUAUAUAUGAACAACAACAAAGGCUU
Messenger RNA from Panicum hallii, 782 nucleotides. RefSeq lists its product as uncharacterized. The coding region runs from base 90 to 695 and encodes 201 amino acids. Gene Ontology annotation, molecular function: enzyme inhibitor activity. Lineage: Eukaryota; Viridiplantae; Streptophyta; Magnoliopsida; Poales; Poaceae. The record is from RefSeq and is a predicted model, not a curated record. The transcript has 2 exons.